This is a messenger RNA of Coffea arabica (coffee), 423 nucleotides long. The record is from RefSeq and is a predicted model, not a curated record. Lineage: Eukaryota; Viridiplantae; Streptophyta; Magnoliopsida; Gentianales; Rubiaceae.
AUGGAGGCCAACGCCAACUCCCUCCCUCUGCCUGACGUCAUGAAAGCCCCAAUCCGGCCCGACAUCCUCCAAGACGUUCAUCGUGACAUCUCCAAGAACUCUCGCCAACCCUACGCCGUCUCUAGGUCCGUCAGCCACCAAACCUCCGCCGAGUCCUGGGGUACUGGUCGCGUUGUUUCCCGUAUCUCUUGUGUUCUUGGCGGCGACACUCACCGUGCCGGCCAGGGUGCCUAUGGCAACAUGUGCAGCGGUGGCCGCAUUGCCUCCCUUGUCAUGGCCUGCUGCCACCGCAUUGAGUCUGUCCUGCAAAUCCCCUGUGUGAUCUCCGAUUCUGCUGAGGCCAUAGAGAAAACCUCAAAUGCUAUCAGUCUUCUCAAGAAAAUUGGGGCUUACCCUGAUGCUGAGAAGGCUAAGGACAGCUAG